AUGGCCACUAAGCGCACCACACUCAAGGAGCGCAAGUAUAUGUGUCCGCUAUGCGAGAAAAAGUUCACUCGGCCAUCGUCGCUGGCCUGCCACAAGUACACACAUACAGGCGAGCGCCCACACAUGUGCUACUUCCCCAACUGCGGCAAGCGGUUCUCGGUUCGCAGCAAUCUCAAGCGCCAUCUGAAGGUC
Molecule: messenger RNA, 192 nt
Organism: Linderina pennispora
Lineage: Eukaryota; Fungi; Kickxellomycota; Kickxellomycetes; Kickxellales; Kickxellaceae
Exons: 1
Biological process (GO): regulation of transcription by RNA polymerase II
Cellular component (GO): PcG protein complex; transcription regulator complex
Molecular function (GO): RNA polymerase II cis-regulatory region sequence-specific DNA binding; DNA-binding transcription factor activity, RNA polymerase II-specific
Source: RefSeq, a predicted model, not a curated record